Messenger RNA from Cyprinodon tularosa, 1608 nucleotides. RefSeq lists its product as uncharacterized. The transcript is spliced from 4 exons. The record is from RefSeq and is a predicted model, not a curated record. The coding region runs from base 329 to 1342 and encodes 337 amino acids. NCBI's taxonomy places the organism in Eukaryota, Metazoa, Chordata, Actinopteri, Cyprinodontiformes, Cyprinodontidae.
UUCAGAUGUCCUGGAUAAAGGUACUCUUAGAGUAAUCUUUAAUUCAGAAACACCUCGCCUGCCUGAUGGAUCUCCACCACCUUUUUAUUCGGCGGCUGCAGCCUUGCAGUCCUUAGAUGACAGCUCUUCAUUUGUAUCUGGCAGCUCAUUUGACACAAAUAUCCUGUCUUCUUCUGAAUCAACCUCUUCACGGUCCUCCAGUUGGCCCCUGGUUUUCAACAUUCCUAAGUUUUCUUAUGAAACUGAACUACAGCUUGAAAAAGCCAACACUGCUUUCAGGGAGACUGGAGCCUUGUUGAAUCCUGAUGUAAAACUUAAAUCAGCAAUCAUGGAUGGUUUGAUGGAAACCAUUGUCAAGUACAAAGUCUACCUCUCUGAUGCAGAGUUCAAUGAGGUAGCAGAAGCUCUUAUAACAGCACACCCUUGCUUGAAAGAGCCAGGUUCCGCCAGUGGGUUUGGUUGUUGGAAGACUAGUUUAAAAUAUAAACUUGGGAACUACAGAUCCAAGCUCAGACGACUUGGAUGUCCAGAAGUGACUGUGAAUUCUCUGAAGCAAAAACCUGAUGAUCGGCGCAGUCCUGCCUAUGGUGUUAAGAAACCUAAAAAGGCUGAAGUGAAUUACUGUCCACCAUAUCCGGCAGGUGAAUCAGCUGACAGUUUGGAACAGAUGAGAGUAAAACUCCUAUCUGAAGUAAAGAUCAGAAAUAAUGAAGACAAAGUAGCUGCCAUGAUGGACAAAACAUUUGCAGUAAGACGUCUUGAGGUGGUCCAAGAUGCACCCAUGGUAGCGGAUUUCAAAGCAAGGUGGCCAGGUCUCUUUAAUGUGAGGGAGGUGAAAGCAGAAUUCAAGAGGAUAACCACAGUUGAGCUUCAAUCCAAGUUCUUUUCGCAACUUGAUGCACACUCUGAAAACUUGAUGAAAGUGUUUGCCAGAAAAGGAGGAGUCCUCUGGAAAAAGAUAAAGGCAGUGAUGCUUCCAAUGACUCGGGCAAAAUGUUAUAUUAACAAAUUUGUUAAGGACUACAAGAGCGAUGAUGAGUGCAUUGAAAGAGACCUGGCAGAAACAGUCUUUGGCAUCUAUGUGAUUCGACACAAUGUUGCAGACCCUGAUGAUGACCCUGAGGAUAUUGGAAUUGUUUUGGAGGGGGUAGAGGUACUGAGUGGUUUGAGAAAUGUUCCAUUCGCUAUGGCAAUGUUUCUCGGACUUGUGUAUGCUCUGAACAUUAGUUACCCUCCAGAAUUAAAAUAUACAUUUGAAGCUCUGCAGAAAAUCAUUAUGGAGAUGCAAGGAAACAGGUUGUCGGCCAAAGUACAAACGCUCAAGACACUGCUGGCACGUUGAUCACUGUAAAAAGUACAUCGUAAUGGCUGCCUAAUGUACUUUUUUUUUUUUCCCCCUAAAUGUUGAAAUUUCAUGUUGUACUUGAAAGCAGUAGUCAAGCCUGGAUAUGGGAGAAUUCUCGUAGUCUCACCAGUUUGUCAAAGAUUUCACAUUACAUUUUUGAAUUUUAUUGCAGUUUUGUCUCUCAAAACCGUUUAGUGUGCUGACUAGAUUUAAGAGAAACACAUGAAUAGCAGUGUAAAAUACUUAAGACUGGAUAUCCAUCC